GUGGUUUCCAGGAGGGCUCAGCACCAAGGAACACAGAGAGGUUGGGGUGGCUCAGUAAUACCCACCCUCAGCCCAUGGGAUUCUCUUUCUCUUGCUGGCCGCAUAGUCUGGGCUGAUAUCUCCGCUGUAGGCUAUGGUGUCCUGGCCUCACUUCUGAGCUGGCCUGGCCAUGCAGAGCUCUGAGGGGAAUUCUGUGUGCGUUUUCCAGGGCAUCUGAUGUCAUGCCCCUGUGGUCAUUCCUUAUCUUGCCUGGAGGUGGCCAGAGAGUCAAAUAGCAACUGAAGGAUUGUCCUGGGACCUCAGGUCCUCUCUCUGUUGGCACCUGGCUCAGGAGUAGUGUGGGUAUUUAAGGACUCCAGGAAAGUGCUGUCCUUAAAUGUUUUGUGGCAGAGUCUAGAUGUUAGGUGUAGUUCUAGCUUCCCUUCUGGAGGGCACUUUUGAAUGCAAUGGAGUGACCCUGCCACCCCACUCUACAGGUGACACGACGCGGCAGGCACAUGUACAGGGACCUGCCGUUGCUUCUCAGUGGUGGUUUGCAGGAGAAACUUCACCCGUGGCGUGUGCACAUGGAGUGUUGCGCGAUCCAGCAGAUGCUCUGGGAUCUGCCCGAGCUUCAGCAGCAGCCUUCAAUUAUGCUAAAGGACUGGAGAGUAACAUGGCACACAGCACCCAAGAGCCCAGGCGAGACCUGAGUGGGGCUGGGCUAUGGAAUCUCUGGCUUCAGGACCCUUCUCAGAAUGGACCCUCCAGGCCAGUCUCCCCCACCCCUGGUUGCCAAACUGGGUGCAGGAGUCCACAGCCAGGUCAGCUACUUCCCGGGGAGAAGGCCAGGACUGCAGACCCCGCCCAAGCCUGGGGUCAGCCUUCCUGGGAGCAGCACCAUUUGCUGCUUGGGAUCAGCCAGGCCAACUGGCCAACUCCCCGCAGAUUGGAGGGCUGUGAGGUGAGCACCAGUGAACCCCUGGAGGUGCCAGAAAAUGCCAGUGUGGGCACCAGGGGGCUUCCUUGGGUUGGCACAUCAAGGGAAGCCCACUGGGUCUGCUCAGCGCCCAUGAUGGAAGCUCAAGUCCCAGGAGCUGCACCCCAGUGAGGGUCGUUGGCUGGCCGAGGUGGGGGGGUCCCUGAGGUCAGGAGUUUGAGACCAGCCUGGCUAACAUAG
Molecule: messenger RNA, 1159 nt
Organism: Cercocebus atys (sooty mangabey)
Lineage: Eukaryota; Metazoa; Chordata; Mammalia; Primates; Cercopithecidae
Exons: 2
Coding region: 398-1090 (230 amino acids)
Source: RefSeq, a predicted model, not a curated record